Messenger RNA from Drosophila grimshawi, 429 nucleotides. It is a transcript of the gene UQCR-11, whose product is annotated as cytochrome b-c1 complex subunit 6, mitochondrial. Gene Ontology annotation, biological process: mitochondrial electron transport, ubiquinol to cytochrome c. Lineage: Eukaryota; Metazoa; Arthropoda; Insecta; Diptera; Drosophilidae. The transcript has 3 exons. Bases 92 to 352 code for a protein of 86 amino acids. The record is from RefSeq and is a predicted model, not a curated record.
UUGCAUCACAAUUGAUGCACAAAAAGGUUUUAACUUGUUUCGAGCUGUGUUAACAUCUUAUAAAACGUCAGGCCCUUUUGCAGGAUUUAAAAUGGCCUUUUGGAAAUUUUUCGGACUUCCCGUGGUUAGGGCUGAUGAGGAAGAAGAAGAUCUUGUUGAUCCCCAAACAGCUCUUAGGGAUAAGUGUCAGACUAAAGGAAAUAUUGAAUCCUUGUACAACAAAUAUCAAGAAUGCAACGACCGUGUUAAUGGACGUUCGAAAACAACCGAGAACUGCAUGGAGGAACUGUUCGACUAUGUCGCUGAGUUGGACCACUGCGUAGCUCAUAGCCUUUUUUCGAAGCUCAAGUAGUUGACAAUAUAAUGUAGAAAAUAUUUAUUAUUGUUCCGAACCCUUGAGUAAAACUGUUGAAGUUUUUAAGUAAUUCA